Symbiodinium necroappetens is the source of this 1350-nucleotide messenger RNA. The record is from the annotation of a GenBank genome assembly. NCBI's taxonomy places the organism in Eukaryota, Dinophyceae, Suessiales, Symbiodiniaceae.
AUGGCUGUGCACGUGAGCCUCUUGAGUGGUCGCACUGUUUCGGUGCCAUGGUCUGAAGAACUGAACAUCAAGUCAUUGAUGCGCUGGGCUGGGGAAGAGUUAGGAGUUCCAAUUGGCUCCGUGUGCAAAGAGGAUGGGUCCUCCGUGCUGAAACUGGAAGACUCAUUGAAAGAGGCGGGUCUUCAGAAUGGGGAUAUCCUCUAUGCGACCGUGGGUCAAGCACGGCUGCUCUCAAUCCGCCACUUGCCCGCCUUUGUCCUUAUCUCCGCAGACAGAACGGCACGAUUUUUGGGUGAGCCAAUGCAAGGCGGCCCCUUGUUGAAUCAUAUCUUGCAUGACGUGGAGGAUGUGAGCUUUACAACAGGGGCCGCUGCAGUGCUGAGAUCCGACGGGAGCGUGCGGACCUACGGAGCACGGGAUGUCGGGGGGCUUGGCCCGGCAGGCCUCGUAAACGUCAAGCAGGUUUCUGCCACCUUUGGUGCAUUUGCUGCCGUGAAGGCAGAUGGGAGCGUGGUGGCCUGGGGAAAUCCGGACGAUGGUGGGGACUGUAGGGAGGUUUCGGCUCAGCUGAGAGAUGUCGACCGGCUCUACAGUGCGGGACAAUCCUUUGCAGCGGUGCUCCGCAACGGCUCCGUGGUCACCUGGGGAGAUGAAUCAGGAGGUGGGAGCGGUGAUAGCAGCGAUGUUCAGCACCAGCUGCACGAUCCCGUAUACAUGGCAGGGACGCGCGGUGCUUUUGCAGCGCUGCUUUCCGACGGAAGCGUAGUAUGUUGGGGUGAUUCUGAUUGCGGUGGGGACUGUUCGCGGGUACAGCAGCAACUAUGGAAUAUAACGCAGCUUUGUGGGACGGAUGGAGCCUUUGCCGCUUUGCGUGCAGAUGGCCACGUGGUAGCAUGGGGUGAAAGCUCGGCUGGAGGUGUGGCCGGCGGCGCCCAGCCAAAACUUCGGAAUGUAGUCCAGUUACAAGCUUCCGAUUCCGCAUUUGCAGCUCUGCUUUACGACGGCACCGUGGUCACCUGGGGUUCUCCAUCCCACGGCGGCGACAGCCGACGAGUUCAACAUGAAUUACAGGGUGUACGCGCGUUGUGUGCAUCCUCAGCUGCCUUCGCAGCCCUGAGGCAAGAUGGCUUCGUUGUGACCUGGGGCAAGUUGCAGAUGCCCAUCAUCGGAGAAGUUGCGAGCGUAAGCGGGGCCGCCGGACGAUUUGCACUCCUCUUGUUGGACGGACGCCUCCUCGGAUGCCAGGAGAAGAACACCUGCAAUUGGGUGCCUUUGGAUGCUUUGGAGGCUGUAGGGCCGAGCCCUUUGCUCCGCUUCCGAGGACUCCGAGGACCUUUCGGCCUGCAGUAA